Messenger RNA from Aegilops tauschii subsp. strangulata, 1236 nucleotides. RefSeq lists its product as uncharacterized. The record is from RefSeq and is a predicted model, not a curated record. NCBI's taxonomy places the organism in Eukaryota, Viridiplantae, Streptophyta, Magnoliopsida, Poales, Poaceae.
ACAGACGCAAGAGCCGAGUUGCGCUGCGCCACACUUCCUUCCGCACGAGCCAGGCACGUUCCGCUUGCGCGCGGCGCCGGAACGACAAAGGGGUGCCGUGAACGUGAUGGCCGCUUCGCUGGCUGCCUCGCUCUCCUUCCCGCCGCGCGGCCACCCGGCCCCCUUCGUCCGGAGCGCCCCGUUGGCGUCGCCGCGGCGAGGCGCGGGCCGCCGCACCCUCCCCGUCCCGGCGCACGCCGGCGGGGACGGCGGCGGCGAGGGGGGCGCGGAGAGGAUACUGGACCCGCUCGCCACGCCCUUCCAGGUCCUCGGCCUCGACGCCUUGGCCGGCUACUCCGCCGCGCAGCUCAAGGCCGCCUUCCGCGCUCGGGUGAAGGAAUUUCAUCCUGACGUUUGCAAGGACACGGAGAAUGCAGAUUUAAUAAUGAGGCGAGUACUGGAGGCCUAUGAGAUGUUAUCUGGCAACAUGGGAAUGAUGCUUGAAAGGAACAAUAUUGACCCAUUUGAUGAACCUGAGUGUGAAGCUCGCGACAUAUUUGUCAAUGAGCUCCUUUGUAUUGGCACUGGAUGCCCAUAUUCUUGUGUUAAAAGGGCACCUCAUGCAUUUGCAUUUGCAGAUGACAUUGGUACAGCUCGUGCAAUAUCUCAAGGUAAUGGUGACGAUUACCCUGUCCAACUUGCUGUUGGGCAGUGUCCGAGAAAGUGCAUAUACUAUGUGACACCUUGCCAACGUACUAUUUUGGAGGAAGUUCUUGCUAGCAUAUUGAUGACGCCAUGGGACCUCUCUGAAGCAGCAGUUCUGGAUUCGCUCACGUCGAAAGCAAUGUUUGAGAAUAACAGGUACAGGAAGCCCAAAAGAGAAGCAAAAUCAUCUUCUGACUAUGUUGAUUGGAUGUGAUCUGCUCCUGAAGAACAACCAAACACUGGCAGUCCCGACCAGAUUGUUUAGUCGUAUGCUAUGAUGAGCAUAUUGGUGUAGUCUAGUGUGUAGUGUAUAUAUAUUGUUGCAGUAUAGAGGGCAAAGCAAAAAUAAUAACCUGAAAUUGGCAAAGUAUACUGUUUGUUUUGUGUAUAGAAUGGAACUGGCUGUGCGUGGAAAAAGGCCAGAAAUUCAUAGUGGGUUUCAAAGUGUUUUUCUGUAUAGUAGACAAUGGACUUAUACCAGAAAUUUGGAGUUGUAUCUGUACAAAAAUACAAUGUUAAAAGAAAUUCAACAAAAAAAAUCAUGCAUGUUAA